GUUUGGAGACCAGUGCAGCAUGAAAGCGGCAAGACGUACUACUUCAACGAUGAGACACAGCAGUCUGUGUGGGAGAAGCCCGUAGAGCUGCAGACGCCGCUGGAAAGAGCGCUUGCAGAGUCAGACUGGAGAGAGUACAAGGCCGAGAACGGGCGAGAGUACUAUUACAAUGUUAAGAGUCAGGAGAGUGUGUGGGAGAUCCCUGAGGAGAUUCAGCGAGUGCUCGAUGAGCAGCAGGAUGGCGCAGAAGGUGCUGGGGACAAGCAAGGGGAGGAGGCGAGUGACGGGAAAGCGAGCGAGAAGGAGGAAAAAUACCAUAACGACUCUACGCUGCUCAAAGAGACUGUCAAGCCGAGCACGCAGGAGGAGGCUGAUAAGAUGUUUGUGGAGCUGUUGAGAGAGAAUGCCGUUGAUGCAACCUGGUCCUUUUCCAAGAUUGUUGACGAGCUGAUAUUGGACCCACGGUAUUGGGCAGUGGAUGACUCUUUGCACAAGAAGCAGGUGUUUGAGAACUACCUAGCGAACAGAACGAAGGAGGAGUUGAUGAAGGAGAAUAAUUCCGUGGAGAAGUUCAAAGAUGCGUUUGUUAAACUCCUCGAGUCCAAGAAGGAGAUCAAGUAUUAUACAAGGUGGUCUACAACGAGGAAACUCUUACAGGAUGAGCCUAUCUACGCCCACUCUGUGAUAAGCGAGAGAGUCAAGAAACAGACAUUCCAAGACUACGUUGAGUCGUUGAGGAAACAACGCCUUGAUGAAAGAACAAAGCUCAAGGGCCAAGCUCUAGGCGAGCUGAACGACUAUUUUAAGUCACUUCGUCUGAAUGCCUCAUCCACAUGGGAAUCGACUCUGGAUACGAUCAAACAGGACCCGAGAUUUGAACAGAAUACACAUUUCGAAGUGCUGACCCAGUUAGACCUCAUUACUUUAUUUGAAUCGAACCUUGUUGAAAUUGAACAGCAGCAGAUGAAGCUGGUACAGGUUGAAGCUCGUAAGAACUACAGAGCCGACCGUAAGGCUCGUGACGGAUUCAAAGAGCUGCUUGGGGAGUUGAAGGAGAGUGAAUUGUUCAAUGCCAACAGUAAAUGGGAUGAAAUUUACGAACUUAUCAAAGAAGAUGAUAGAUUCCUGGAUAUGUUGGGACGUAACGGUUCCACGCCGUUUGAGCUAUUCCAAGAUGCGAUUGAUGAAGAGGAAUUGUUGAUAAAGGCCAAACAAGGUGUUGCAGAACAAAUCCUGUUCCACAAUGGAUUCAAAGUACAAACUGAGGGAGAUUUGGAUCAACAGUUGAAAGAGAUGGUUACUAUCUUGCAGAAGGACGAGCUAACAAAGGAUUAUGACAACGAUACUAUAGAGCUGAUCCAUUCUAGACUGGUUGCAGAUGCUAAGGAGCAAGCAGAACGUGAUAAAUUUGCCAAAGAACGUCAAAUCCGUAGAGGUCAAGAAGAUUUCAAGAAGUUGUUACGUAUAUUUGCAAACCCGGUGAUUACUGUCGACACCAAAUGGGAAUUCAUCCAGCCACGGUUGGAGAAGGAGCCUGAGUACGAGGCUCUUCCUGAUGAGGAGUCUAGAAGAUCAACGUUUGAUAAGUUC
Messenger RNA from Williopsis jadinii, 1590 nucleotides. It is a transcript of the gene PRP40, whose product is annotated as snoRNA-splicing protein PRP40. Lineage: Eukaryota; Fungi; Ascomycota; Saccharomycetes; Phaffomycetales; Wickerhamomycetaceae. Gene Ontology annotation, cellular component: U2-type prespliceosome; U1 snRNP. The transcript has 2 exons. Gene Ontology annotation, biological process: mRNA cis splicing, via spliceosome. The annotation marks the transcript as partial. Gene Ontology annotation, molecular function: protein binding; RNA binding. The record is from RefSeq and is a predicted model, not a curated record.